This is a messenger RNA of Mollisia scopiformis, 924 nucleotides long. RefSeq lists its product as uncharacterized. The record is from RefSeq and is a predicted model, not a curated record. NCBI's taxonomy places the organism in Eukaryota, Fungi, Ascomycota, Leotiomycetes, Helotiales, Mollisiaceae. The transcript is spliced from 9 exons. The coding region runs from base 43 to 924 and encodes 293 amino acids.
GUAUUUUCCCGUUGCCUAACGACAAAAGUUCCCCUCAAGCCGAUGUCGACAUUGGUCUCUUCCGGCCUCAAGGACGGUCUUGCAUUCUACUACUUCGAUCACAAUGAUGAUCCUGAAAAGUACACCAACUUCGGAGCUCUUGUUUAUUACCACUACGCCGAGUCGGCUGACAUCCUCCUCGCCGACCUCAAGGCACAGCAAUCGGCACAUCCUUGGUACAGCCUCUGCAGCAUCGUUCUGUUCUGCUACUUGUUCAGGAAAGUCCAGCAAAAGCUUCGACCUCCAGUUGCGUACCCAACUCGGGCUGCACCCCCUCCUCCCCAGGGCAAAGACUCUGGCAUUGAUAUGCCCCGCCAAUCCGAGAACUUGCCGGCACUAGCCUAUAUCCCUCCACAACAAGAUACAGCUGUUACAUUAGCCACAAGACUAAGUCAAUCACGUUUUGGCAUCUCCUCCAUCAAAGACCAGUCUCAAGAAGUGGCGGGGAAAGUUCAGCAAAUCGAGUAUUUACUGCGGCCGCGACAAGAAGAAUAUCGGGAGAUCCUAGGUCAUUAUUCAGCUGGUGUCAGUAAUGAAUUCCAUGAAUUCCUGCCAUCUAAGCGUACCACCUCAAAGCUCAUUCUAAUCAAACUGUGUUCGUUUGUGGCAACAGUCGUGAGAUGGAAGUGCAGGGCUGAAAAGGCAAUGGUGCUCUGCGCCCGAAUUAGGCGUCAUUGGCUUCAUGCAGAUGUCCUUGCUGCGUUUGCCUCGCCAGUGAUAUUUGGUGAGCGUGGUCUUGGGUCUGAUCGAGUCAUUUCUCAAGUCAGAUUUGAGCGAGAUUAUGAUUCUCAUGAUAGGGUGUUCAAAGCAGCAUCGUGGCCGUAUAUAACAGGAGAGGAUGAUAAAAACGAAGAGCCUGGAUAUCAACAGACGAGGAUAGCCUGA